Messenger RNA from Procambarus clarkii (red swamp crayfish), 3501 nucleotides. RefSeq lists its product as uncharacterized. The record is from RefSeq and is a predicted model, not a curated record. NCBI's taxonomy places the organism in Eukaryota, Metazoa, Arthropoda, Malacostraca, Decapoda, Cambaridae.
CAAUUACUUAUAUAUACUGUACGUACAUAUAUUAUUAAAUCCACGACUCUGUAUAUCCAUAUACUAAUACACUUGUUUUGUGUUUUAAACGUGUAUAAUUGGUGGUGUGGUAGUAAUUAGGUGGAGAGUUAGGACGAUGGCCUUGUGCGUGUACCAGGUGUAGUGAGGUGGCCGCUGCUGGGGGGAGUCACGCCUCGCCUUGCCCUCUUCUUCAGUUCUAGUUAGCCAAUGAUGGAAAAAGAAACAACUUAUAAUCAGAUGUAUGAACCAUCCUACAAAUAUUGUGUUGAACGGAAUUCUGAAGAUUUACAAAAUGAAGAAGCAAAGGGUAGGCCUACCGAAGAAAAGACAGCAGUGGCUGUUAAGAUUACAGAAGCACCAUAUAAUAAUGAGAAGGUUUGGUCACAAGCAAUGGGACAUUCCGAUGAUGAGAGAUAUCCCACUGAAGGGAGACAUCCUCAUAAAGAAGUAUGUCAACAUAAAGACAGGCAUCUCCAUGAUAAAAAACAAUUCCAUGAAAUGGAGCUUCCUCGUAGAGAAAGACAGCUUCAUAAUGAGAUACAUUCCUAUGAAGGUGGACAUUACCAUGAACAAAAAAGUCACCAUGACAUGGGAAGUCCUCACGAACAUAGAUAUGGCAAUGAGCAAAGAGAGAGCCCCAUGAAAAUAGACAUCCCUAAUAAAGUCAAACCACCUUGUGAAGUCAGACAGCCACAUGAAGCUAGACAGCCCUGUGAAGAUGGAAAACUCCAUGAAGUCAGACAGUCUUAUGAAACCAGACAACCUUAUGAAGGCAGACAACCUCAUGAAAUCAGACAGCCUCACCCUCAUACACCUAAACAGCCCCAUGAAGAUAGAAACCUCCAUACACCUAAACAGCCCCAUAAAGAUAGAAACCUCCAUACACCUAAACAGCCCCAUAAAGAUAGAAACCUCCAUACACCUAAACAGCCCCAUGAAGACAGAAACCUCCAUACACCUAAACAGCCCCGUGAAACCAGACAUCCCCAUGAAAUCAUACAGCCCCAUGAAGAUAGAAACCUCCAUACACCUAAACAGUCCCAUAAAGAUAGAAACCUCCAUACACCUAAACAGCCCCAUGAAGAUAGAAACCUCCAUACACCUAAACAGCCCCAUGAAGAUAGAAACCUCCAUACACCUAAACUGCCCUAUAAAGAUAGAAACCUCCAUACACCUAAACAGCCCCAUGAAACCAGAGAGCUUUAUGAAGCCAAACAGCCUUGUGAAGUUAGACAGCCCCAUGAAGAUAUAAAACCUCAUGAAGACACAAAAUCCUAUGGCAGCAUACCCUCUCACAGUGACAGACAUUUCCAUGACAGCAAACAUUCCAAUGAUGACAGACAUUCCCAUGACAGCAGACAUUCCCAUGAUGACAGACAUUUCCAUGACAGCAGAUAUUCCCAUGAUGACCGACAUUUCCAUGACAACAGAGAUUCCCAUGACAACAGACAUUCCCAUGAUGACAGACAUUCUCAUGGUGACAUGCAUUUCCAUAAAGGUACAUGUUUCCAUAAGAGUACAAAUCCCCAUGAGGCCAAUGAUUUCCCUGAUAAAGGACAGCACCAUGGAAUUGAAAAUCUACAAGAAAUGAGUUAUUCCUUAAAAAUCAAUAGUGAUGUUGUGGCUUGGACAAUUAAGGAAAUACACACUCUUAUUAAAAGAAUGAAUCACAUGGCCUCUAAUGUAAAGAACAAGUCCUGUUGGGCUGCAGUCAAGAGUGUCGAUUGGGAGAAAGUUGCUUUUGAUCCUUAUUCUGCUGAAGACUGUAAGACAAAGUUUCGAUUUUUACUGAAAAGAAUUGGAGCAACAAAAACUAUGACAGCGCUCCUCUCAGAAAUGGAGGGGAAGAUUGCCAGUGGAGAGAUAACAAAACAUCUAGUUUUACAACCAAAGAAUUUGUUUAUAAAGAAUUUUUUAAAAGUUAAUAAAAAUAUUGAGCCGAAGAACUUGUUUUCUGCGGCUCAUAAGGCAUGGGAGAAUUUACCAUCAACAGAAAAGGAUGCUUAUGCUAAGUUUGUCACCAAAGCUAACAAGAAUGUCAUCCCAUCAAAUGAUGAACCACCUUGUAUUCCAAAAUCACCAUUUGAGAUAUUUUAUAAUCAUCAGUGUGCAAAGAAUAAGAUGAAAAACUUGGAGUUCAAGAAAUUAAUGAAAGCAAAAUAUUUCUCUCUUAGCCCAGCAAAAAAACUAAAAUACAUUAGUUUAUCAGCUCAGGAUCUUUACAUUUAUGAGCUUGAAGCUUCCAAGUAUCGUGAAAGACAUCCUGAGUGGAUUUGUAAUAUAAGAAGAGGACCCAGUAAAGAAGAGAGUGAAAUGUACCUGAGGUACAUUGGAAUGCCAUCUCGCCCACCAAGAACGGCUUUCUUGUGUUACUAUUAUGAAAUGCUCAAGAAAGGCAAGUAUAAUAAUGUCCAGGCAAUGCUGCGACAGUUUUAUGCCUCUGAGGACUUCAGAAAAUUAUCUCCUGAUGAGAAGGAGAUGUACAGAAGAAUAUCUAAGGAGAGACAGGAAAAGUAUGUUGCCGAGUUUUCAGCAUGGAGAGAAAAGCAGGAUGUCAGUGAUCAAAUACUUGCAGACAAAUUCUUAAAUAAAAAGCAAAUCAUUGAAGCUCCACUUAUCCCUCAACCUUUGAAGAAAACUUUGUCCAAUUAUGUGGGGGAAAAUGUUUACCAGGGCCUAAAGAGAAAGAUCUUUACAAGUUCAAAUAAAAAUUCAUCUGCAGAUUCAGAGGAAGAGCCACUUCAUGGUCCAUGUAAAAGUGCAUUGUCUGGUACACAUAAAAAUGUUUUUCCUGGUCCAUAUAAAAGUGAAAUACCUGGUCCAUAUACAAGUGAAAUACCUGGUUCAUAUAUAAGUGAAAUACCUGGUCCAUAUAUAAGGGAAAUAUCUGGUCCAUAUAUAAGUGAAUUUCCUGGUCCGUAUAGAAAUGCAUCUGCAAAUUCAGAGGAAAAUGCACUUUCUAAUGUAGAUAAAAAUGCUUCUACUAGUUCAGUAUAUUCCCGCCAAAAACAAAUAGAACAUGUGCAGUGUCCUAAUAUCAUUAAAGAAUCAUCAUGUAUUUCAAAACAAAUUUUAAGUGAUAAUAAAAGGGCUAAAAUGGAAACAGAGAUGAUGGGUCGAAAUAAAGAAAUUAAAAAUUUAUCUUCCAUUGUAACUUUAAAUGAUUUCAUUAGGCAGUUCAUGCCUAAACCAGAAGAAGAUUUGAUAUCAAAGAUAGAUAAACUGAAACAGUGGAAAAUAUUAUCUAGAGAACUUCAACUUAAUAAUGAAGAGGAGCCCAUGCUUAAGGAUUGCUUGAAGCGAUUAAAUGAUAAUUACGAGAGAUGUAUCUAUACAGAUGUUUCAAGGUUAAGUACAGAGUGCAGGAGAAGAUUUUUUAGUUCAUAUCGACAUAUGUUAGAAUAUUACUUUGGAUAUGAUAUUUUUGAGAAUAUGUAUCCCUCCACAGAAUAUCCACCUUUAAAAUAUCCUAUAUUUUAA